Molecule: messenger RNA, 345 nt
Organism: Hydatigera taeniaeformis
Lineage: Eukaryota; Metazoa; Platyhelminthes; Cestoda; Cyclophyllidea; Taeniidae
Source: the annotation of a GenBank genome assembly
AUGCAACGACGUCAUCACAAACGCCAAUGCUGCCUCUCAAGCAGCACUCCCACCCCACCACCUUUACACACACUCACACCACUAUCCACUCCCUCCACUGCGCCCGUCUCACCACCCUCCUUUCAUGCCUCCACUACCGCCGCCGCUGCUAACACCACCACCACCACAAUCACCACUACCACCGAUCCACUCACAUCCCCGCCUCACCACGCUUACUCCUCCACAAACACUAAACAUCUCGACGCUACCCUCCGCGAUCAUUGCAGUGUCAAGGCGGCAUGGAGACAUGUUCUGUCUCUCUGUGUUUACACUGCCGCCAUACGACUUGCCAUUUCUGUUUACUAG